GGUAAUUGUAAACAUGUGAUAUCUUGCUGAUGACAAGUUUUUAGAGUUUAAUAUUUACAUAAUUAUUUUUUAUUAUUAUUAUUAUUUCGAGUUCAUAGUCAGAUUUAUAAUUUAAUAAGGAACUAUAAUUAUUAAACUAAAAUUAGAAUUUAAAUAAUACAUAAUUUGUUUUUUUUUAUUAUCUUUCCCAAUUUAUAACAACUAAUACCUACUGAAAAUAAAUGUCAGACAUGUUGUACAGCUCACUGUAGAAAAGCAGUUGAAAAAAUUAAGUUAAGGUUUAGAAUACGUCGACCAACUUAAAUGUGAUCAAACUUAUGAUAACCUUGAAGAAUUAUUUAAUCAAGUGACUUGGACUGUUGGACUGAAAGCUUAGAAUCAAUUAUAAAUUAAAUAUCAUCACAAAUUCAGAUUAACAUGGAUGUGUCAAACAAUAUCAAACGAAUAAAAAAUGGAGAGGUAUCAGCAAUUUACAAAAUAUUUCAAAAAAUAUAUUUGAAAGCACCUCCUGUUUUAAAGGAUCUAUCCAACAGGUCUGUAGCUAAUAAUUAUACAGAAUUCGUACAAGAACAAAUAGAUUUUAAGAAAAUUGAUAAAAAAUUUAAAAAUGGAGAAUAUAGUUCCAUUACUGAUGCAAUGAAAGAUAUAAGGACAGUAUUUUUAAAUUGUUAUUCAUUUUAUGGUACUAAAAGUAUUCAAACUAAAACAUCAUUAAAAAUUGAAGAAUUAUUGGAAAAAAAUAUUAGUUAUCUUGACAAAAAUUAUAAAUCACUGGCCAAUGUUAAACUUACUUUCAAUUUACUAAACAUAGAAGUAAAUUUUAAUUCUAAGUUUAUAUAUCCAAAAGGUUGUUAUGAUUCAGUAUUAUUAAGAAAUGCUGCACAUUUUCGCCCUGAACGAUUAAAACAGUAUAAAAAAUUGUCUACCACACUCGCCACUAACAAUAGAACACAAUAUAUUUUUAAAAAUAGUAUAUUAUCUUGGGAAAAUGAAGUUCAUUUUAAUGAUAUAUUUCAUCGAUAUAUCAGUUCAAUGUGGGAACUACCGGAAAUAGGCAAUUUUGUUGCUAUUUUAUUUAAAAAACUUAAUCUUGAUAUUAUUAACCAAGGAGAAAUUGAAAGAAUGUUUUUAAUACCUAAAGAAUCUACAACUAUGGGUAAAAUCAUGACAACUCUUUUAAUGCCAGUCAAAAAAAAAAAGUUUGUUGGUCAAGUAAUGCCAUAUAAGGUUUGGUCUGAAAAACUUUCAAGAACAGUAUCAGACUGGUGUAAAGUAUACCAAGCAAAAAAUAAAAAUAAAGUCAUCGUAAUGAAUUCACUUGGGAUCCAUCCAGAUUUCUGGGCUAUUGUGAAUGAAAAAAAUCCUUUGGUUGAAAAAGACUAUAGUGAACUCUCAUAUUUUGUGAAAGUUUGGCUUGUAAAAGGACUUUGUGAUUAUGUUACUAUUAAAUUUAAAAGUAUAAAUGAUAUUAUUACAAAUUGUAAUGAAAGACAAUGCACUAUAUGGAAAAAUGAUAUAGAAACCGAAGAAUAUUUCUUUUUUGAUUCAAUGCCAGAUUUAAGGAUAUAUUAUUAUAACAAUCCAUGUGAUGAACCAAGUCUUGAAUUUCUGAAAUCCGUAAAAACUGAUAAAGAAGUAGUUAAAGCUGAAGAUAAUCUACCUAUGAAUGGUUUUUCUAAGAGUUAUUGUACAAUUCAAAAAGAAAAAUGUUUUAAGCUAAUUGCUGAUUCGGUAGAAAGUCUCCAGGCCUUUCUUAAUAAAUUGAAAAUGAAAAGAAGAUCUGUUCCUGAAAAAUUGAUAUGCGCUCUAGAGAAUUUUAUUACACAAAUUAAAUCAAAACAGCAUAAUUUAACUGUCUUGAACAAUGAUUCUAAAAUAAAAAUACUCAAGGACUAUAAAUCAUAUCCAGAUAGAAUUCAAAAGGAUAAAGAUAAUAUUUUACUUUGGCAAGAAAAAGAUUCAAAGUCAAGAGCUCAAGGUCGGAGUAAAGAAAUCAUUUUACAAAAACGCACAAGGCAAUUAGUAAGAAAAAAUUAUAAAACUGAUAAUGUUAAGUAUUAUGACUCUGAAGAAUAUAUAAGUGAAAAUGAUCUUCAAUCCAUUUCUGAUUUUACGGAUUCAGAAGACGAAUGGGGUGCUAAAAACCUGCUUAAAAAUAAAGUCGAAGAGUCACUGCAAACACCUAAACUUACUGAAUUAGAAAAGCUAUUGAAAGUAGAAGAUAACGUGCCAAAAUGCAGUAAAAUUAAAGUGGUUGAUACUAAUAAGAAAGAUAAAUCUAUCAAAUCAGUUGAAUUACUAAAAACUAAAAAUAAAAGAAAAUUUAAUAAUAAUACUAAUUCAAUUGUUAAUCAUAAUCAUAAUAAAAGAUUGAUUAAUUCCAAAAACAUGGAUACUUUUCAGAGUAAUGAAAAAUUUGUAGUGGUUGUUAGUGAUGAAGAAGAAAACAAAAAACCGCCUGUACGCUUAAUAGAAAUUAACACCUUAGAUGAAGAUAUGCAGAACGAUUGUGAAAUUAUUAAUGAUGAUUUAGAAACAUCUAUUUCUACCUGUACUGAAAAUAAAAAUAGUAAAACCAAUGAACAAGAUAAAUAUGAACAAAUAAAAUCCGCUGUUAUUUCAACAACUGUAACACACAAGAAUUCAUCUUCAAAAAUUAAAAAUCAUUGUAAUUUGAAAACUAAUUUAAAUAAAUCAGACAACUCACAAAACAGGCAAAUAACACCUACUAAUAAUUUUAAAUUCCAAGCAGUAUCAUCUAUAACACAAAAACUUUCACAUGAGGUUUCUAUUAUACCAGUAAAUGUCCAUAUACCAAAAGAUAUUGAAGUCACUAUAAUUAAAACACCACAGAAAAAAAUAAACACCCAUUUUAAUUCAGCCAAAGGAAUGUCAGCCCUGUCAAAUAGUCAUCUACCAAAUAACUCUUCAAUAAUGGAUGUGAAAUGUAAAGUUAUUCCAAAGUCAGAUUUAAAUGGCGAAGUUGAGUUUUAUUUUAAACUACCCAAUGGGAUGGAUCAUCCUGCCCCUAAUGACCUUAUCAAUCAAUACCUUAAAGAGCACAAUAACCAAUUGCCUGACUAUUGGUUGCUACCUUUACCAGUAGAAAUUGCUAAUAAAUAUGGUAUAUAUUAACUAAAAGAAAAAUUUUCUUUAUUUAACAUACAUUUUUUCUAUACAUUUAUUAGGAUAUUUAGCUGUAAAAUUAAAAAUGUUCAAAGUAUUUUUUAUUUUUUUUUAAUUGUACCAAUCUUAUUUUGACAUUGUUAAUUUAUUGUUUAUAAUAUAAGUUGAAUAA
Molecule: messenger RNA, 3298 nt
Organism: Aphis gossypii (cotton aphid)
Lineage: Eukaryota; Metazoa; Arthropoda; Insecta; Hemiptera; Aphididae
Exons: 13
Coding region: 418-3135 (905 amino acids)
Molecular function (GO): protein binding
Source: RefSeq, a predicted model, not a curated record